Gastrolobium bilobum is the source of this 770-nucleotide messenger RNA. Its product is annotated as deSI-like protein At4g17486. Gene Ontology annotation, molecular function: deubiquitinase activity. Lineage: Eukaryota; Viridiplantae; Streptophyta; Magnoliopsida; Fabales; Fabaceae. The coding region runs from base 33 to 722 and encodes 229 amino acids. The record is from RefSeq and is a predicted model, not a curated record. The transcript is spliced from 3 exons. Gene Ontology annotation, biological process: protein deubiquitination.
UAUCAUAACCGAAGCAAAAACGACGCCGCAGAAUGCUUUGCAGGAAGAGCUCACGGAACGGCGUCGGUUCGGGAUCGGUUCCGGUGUACCUCAACGUCUACGAUCUGACACCAAUCAACGGUUACGCUUACUGGUUCGGCCUCGGAGUGUACCAUUCCGGCGUGCAAGUUCACGGUGUUGAGUACGCGUUCGGGGCUCACGAGUACCCAUCUACGGGAAUAUUCGAAGGAGAACCGAAAAGGUGUGAAGGGUUCACUUUCAGGAAGACGAUACUGAUUGGGAAGACUGAUAUGGGUCCUGGUGAAGUCAGGGUUGUGAUGGAAGAGCUUUCUGCUGAGUAUAAAGGGAAUGCUUACAAUCUCAUCACAAAAAACUGCAACCAUUUCUGCAAUGAUGUUUGUGUUAGGCUCACUGGAAAUCCUAUACCCAGUUGGGUCAAUCGUCUUGCAAGAAUUGGUAACUUUGCAGGUUUUUUGUGCAAUUGUGUUCUUCCUGUGACAUUGAAUUCAACUAAAGUUAGGCAUCACAGAAUAGAAGACAAGCAAUGUGAAGGAGAAAAGCAAGCAUUAACAAGUGAAUCCAACAAGCUUAAUGCUUCAAAUUCAACAUCCUCGUCUUCAUCUUCUCCUGCUUCUAGCUCUGGAGUGCGCAGGGGAAGGAGUAGAACAAGACGUGCCCUUCCUCCAUCUUCACCUUUGAUUAUUGGUUCUUCUUCAUCUUGAUGUCCAAAAUGUGAAAAUUUUAUAUAUAUUUUUUUUCUCUUUUUGUUU